This is a messenger RNA of Jaculus jaculus (lesser Egyptian jerboa), 4983 nucleotides long. It is a transcript of the gene Pomt2, whose product is annotated as protein O-mannosyltransferase 2. Lineage: Eukaryota; Metazoa; Chordata; Mammalia; Rodentia; Dipodidae. Gene Ontology annotation, biological process: protein O-linked glycosylation via mannose. Gene Ontology annotation, molecular function: dolichyl-phosphate-mannose-protein mannosyltransferase activity. The coding region runs from base 476 to 2728 and encodes 750 amino acids. Gene Ontology annotation, cellular component: endoplasmic reticulum; membrane. The transcript is spliced from 21 exons. The record is from RefSeq and is a predicted model, not a curated record.
UGGAGACCGCGACCCUGUCCCCGGAUGUUCACCACAGACCUUCCCGGAUUGCAUCUCACAGGUCUGGCGACCCCCCCACCUCGUCCAGCCAAGAAAGUCUGCGCCGGGACUCGACGAUGACCGAGGCCUAGCGGAAUGCGGGCGAGUCGGAGGCGCGGGGAUUGCGCUUCCCGGCGGCUCCAGGCUGGCCCCGCCCCCGCCCCCGGCGCUUUCUGGGAGUUGUAGUUCCCGAGCCGUCCCGGUCCUAGCCGUCCUCCCCGCGCCUCCGCCUCCCGCUACGCUUCUCACCUCUGGCCGCCUCCUAGCGGCCCCGGAGGCCACCACGUUUCCCACCCCGUCCAUAAGCGGCAAGCGGAGGGAAACUACAUCUCCCAGGACACCUCGAGCCGACCCCCUGUGAUUUCUCAGCGGGGCCGUGGACAAAAAUCCAGCGCGCCUCCGGCCAGCCCGGAGGAUAAUCCUCAGGACGGGGAGGAUGCCGCCGGCCCUGGGUGGGGGUCUGGCCGGGUCCGAGCUGCGUCCGCGAAGGGGUCGCUGCGGAUCCCAGGCUGCCAGGGCCGUGGGCCGGGACGCGCGCCCUGACUCUGCAGCGAAGAGCCCCGGACGGCCUGCUCUGACCUCGCGCCGCUUAGAGGCGGUCGGCCGCUGGGCCACGCUGGCCCUGGUGACGCUGCUGGCCUUCGCCACCCGCUUUCGCCGUCUGGACCAGCCGCCGCACAUCUGUUGGGAUGAGACUCACUUUGGGAAGAUGGGAAGUUACUACAUCAACCGAACCUUCUUCUUCGAUGUACACCCGCCCCUGGGGAAGAUGCUGAUCGGGCUUGCUGGCUACCUGAGUGGAUAUGAUGGUACCUUUUUGUUCCAGAAGCCUGGGGACAAAUAUGAGCACCACAACUACAUGGGAAUGAGAGGCCUCUGUGCCUUCCUCGGUUCCUGGCUGAUCCCCCUAGCCUACCUCACCGUGCUGGAUCUGUCCAAGUCCCUCCCAGCAGCACUGCUCGCUGCCGCCCUCCUCACGUUUGACACUGGAUGCCUCACUCUGUCCCAGUACAUCCUCCUUGACCCCAUCCUGAUGUUUUUCAUCAUGGCUGCCAUGCUGAGCAUGGUCAAGUACCACUCCUGCAGCGACAGGCCUUUCUCCGCCCCCUGGUGGUGUUGGCUCAGCCUGACUGGCAUCAGUCUAGCUGGUGCUUUAGGGGUCAAGUUCGUUGGCCUCUUUAUCAUCCUGCAAGUGGGGUUGAACACCAUCUCAGACCUUUGGCAACUGUUUGGAGACCUCAGUCUUUCACUGGUAACCAUAGGGAAACACCUGACUGCUCGCAUCCUGUGCCUCAUAGUGCUGCCUCUGUUGCUCUAUGUGGCCAUUUUUGCUGUCCACAUCACGGUGCUGAAUAAAAGUGGUCCUGGUGACGGCUUCUUCAGUUCUGCCUUCCAAGCCCGGCUUUCAGGGAACAGCCUUCACAAUGCUUCCAUCCCUGAAUAUCUGGCCUAUGGCUCCAUAAUCACUGUGAAGAAUCUCCGGAUGGCCAUUGGCUACCUUCACUCCCACAGGCACCUCUACCCCGAGGGCAUUGGUGCCCGCCAGCAACAGGUUACCACCUAUUUGCACAAGGAUUACAACAACCUGUGGAUCAUCAAGAAACAUAAUACAAAUGAAGAUCCCCUAGACCCUUCAAUCCCAGUGGAGUUCGUCAGGCAUGGAGACAUCAUUCGACUAGAACACAAAGAAACUUCUCGGAACUUGCAUAGUCACCAUCACGAGGCCCCUCUGACCCGGAAGCACUAUCAAGUCACUGGCUAUGGCAUAAAUGGGACAGGAGACUCAAACGAUUUCUGGAGGAUUGAGGUUGUAAACAGAAAGUUUGGAGACCGGAUCAAAGUGCUGAGAAGUCGAAUUCGCCUCAUCCAUGUGGUCACAGGUUGUGUCCUGGGCUCCUCAGGAAAGGUUCUGCCCAGAUGGGGCUGGGAGCAGUUGGAAGUUACGUGCACUCCGUACCUUAAAGAAACCCUCAAUUCCAUCUGGAACGUGGAGGACCACAUCAAUCCCAAACUGCCAAAUAUCAGCCUGGAUGUGCUGCAGCCCAGUUUUCCUGAGAUCUUGCUGGAGUCCCACAUGGUCAUGAUCCGGGGGAACAAUGGCCUCAAACCCAAGGACAAUGAAUUCACAUCCAAACCCUGGCACUGGCCUAUCAACUAUCAGGGCCUGCGCUUCUCAGGGGCCAAUGACACAGACUUCCGAGUCUAUCUGCUUGGCAACCCGGUCGUGUGGUGGCUGAACCUGGUGAGCCUUGCCCUCUACCUCCUCUCAGGUAGCGCCAUUGCUGUCGCCCUGCAGAGAGGGGCACAGCUGCCUGCAGAGCUGGAAGGCCUGACCCGCGUCCUGCUGCGAGGCGGUGGCCAGCUGCUGCUGGGCUGGAUGCUCCAUUACUUCCCGUUCUUCCUGAUGGGCCGCGUCCUGUACUUCCACCACUACUUCCCCGCCAUGCUCUUCUCCAGCAUGUUGACAGGUAUCCUGUGGGACACCCUCCUGCGGCUCUGCGCCUGGGGCUUGGCUUCCUCUCCCCUGGCUGGUGUUGUCCAUGCGGCGGGAAUCCUGAGCCUGCUCUUGGGAACAGCCUACAGCUUCUACCUCUUCCACCCUCUGGCUUAUGGGAUGAUCGGUCCCCUAGCUCAAGAACCCCAAAGUCCAAUGGCAGGACUAAAGUGGCUGGACUCAUGGGACUUUUGAAGCCACUGCCCCGAGACAGCCCGUUGUGAAGCCAGGCCCUGGAUCCUUCCAGCUUUGGAGGAGCACCUGAGGAGCCCAAAGCAGUCUGCUGCCUCCAGGACCAAACUCGGGGAGCAAACUUGGAUUAAACCCAACACUAAAGAGCCACAGCUCUGUCAGCAACAUUUCCAGGAAGACAGUAUGUCUCAGGUCCAGCUCCCCAAGUGUGCAACACCAGGGAGGAUGAGUGUGCAAGAGGAGGAAGGGUGUGCGUGUGGGAAGGAACAUUUAUUCAAACCCAUGUGGAAUGAAAACAAAGUGGUCAGUCGAGUGCCAGAAACUCUAAGAGAUAAUAGUCUAGGGCUACAGUAAUAUUUUCUGGUAUUUUUUCACAUUGAUUUUGAUUUAAAUUGGGUUUGUAAGAUUUGUAAGAAAUUUUCUGAUCUUCAAAAAGAGCAAGAGAACUGACCUCCCUUUCUCACUUGGGUGUAAAAGGGGAAAGCAAAUGAGACAUCAAAGCGGCACUGCCCUCCUUCCCCCAAGUGAACAAAUCGAGCAAGGUGGGCAGCCUGCUCCCUGUUGCUUCCCAAGGUGGCUGCGGGUGGCAGGACUUCGUGCCUGCAGUGGGUGUACACUGGUGGCAGAGAACUCCCCAGCCUGAGGCUGACCUUCCUUAGCCCUUGACAGCUUGUUCACUGGGAAUGACACCCUGUGAUCGGGUAGGAGGAACCCUCAUCCUAGCUGCUUUGUCCCCAGGCCCGGUAGCAGGGGCUGUUCUCACUGUCCAUCCCUGUUUCUCUGCAUCUGCUGCCCGUGGGCAUUGUCUGCUGGCUGUGAGUGUUUGGGAGCCUUCCCAGCAGCGAGGCAGACGGGAGUCGGAGAAGGGACCUGUGGCGCUGGGCACCCAGCGUGGUGCUGGGACAGGAGGUGCUUCAUCUGUCUGAGCUGAUGUCGCUGCCCCUGCUGGGCAUUCCUAUUCUCACUUCUCUAUGUCUCUCCUGAUGCUCCCACGUUUUCCUUCCCUGGUAUUCCUUUCCUGUCUCUUACUGUCUCACCACUGUGUGCCUCAUACUCAGAGCACUUAGAGCACAUAGCUGCUCCUGCUGUCGACCACUUUGAGCUCAGAACUGCUCCUUUCACUUCCUUCCUCAAAGGCAUUAAGACAACUUUUGCGUUGGAACCACGCCAAGGCCAGCCCUUCAGUCUGUCUCCCUCCUCUCCAUUCAGGACAAAAUGUUUAUUUGAUCCCAGAAGACUUUGAUGUUCAAGGUUUAAUGAUGAAUCUCUGUCACACUCCAUCUUUCCUCCACUGGAGCUCCCAACAAUGCUGACAGGGUCAAAGCUCUUUAAAUCAUCUUCAGGAGGCGGUUGCCACGGAGACUGGAAGUUGGUCUCAGGGACAGACUGUGCUACCUACUGCGUGGUGGGGAGGGAAGCUUCUGGGCCUUGCUUGGACGUUCAGAUGGAGUGUCACUAAUGCUCACAAAGGAAAUGCAGCCAUGUCUAAAGCAAGGCAGGGUGGUUAAUUAGGUCUGAGGCUCACUGACCUGCCUCUCCCAUGGCUGUGGCCCUUUUGACACCCCCAGCAGGAAGCACAGCCUGUGUUCAGAGUCUGGGCUGCCUGCUUAAUUGCAUUUCUGGCGGGGAAGGAAAGCUCUGUCCCCACUCACCCUCCCCUCUGCCUGGCCUUCCAGGCAGGGCUGGUUUCUCGGGAUUUGAGCGUAAGGGCACCAAAUAGGGUGCAGGUACCUGUGACUGGCUUUAGGAAAGUGCCCUAUGGGGACUUUUAACAGGUGGCUGAUUUCUCCUUGUGGCUUAUUUCCUAAGAAACACUUCUUAGGAGGAAGCUACUCUGCAACUGCCAGGGACAGCCUUUGAGCUAGGGUGGUGAAGGAGAGAGCCUGGUCUCUUCGAGGUCACACUGGGGACAGAAGUUUCCAAGGAUGAGAGGAGCACUCCUUCCUCUGUACCCAGGUUGGCAGGUACUUCUCUGGAGACAAGGUAACAUGGAUGACAUCAUACCUAGUGCUUAAAUUCUGCUUGGAAGAUGAAAGGGACAGAAGCCAUUAGGGUAUGGUUCUGCAGAUGAGCUGCAGCCCUCAGGAACUGGCAGAAACGUACACCUCACCAACUGCUGGUGGAGGAAGAAGUAAUUUGCCAGGCAACCCAACCCAACCUCCAGCCAGCAUCUUGAGCCACUAGAUUUUAUUUUAAAAAUUUUCCAGAGAAAAAUCAGAGGUCAUUACUUUUGUAAUAAAUAGCUCUUGUUUACAGUG